Sordaria macrospora k-hell is the source of this 1554-nucleotide messenger RNA. The record is from RefSeq and is a predicted model, not a curated record. Lineage: Eukaryota; Fungi; Ascomycota; Sordariomycetes; Sordariales; Sordariaceae.
AUGGCUCGGUCUAGGAGUCAUCGUCUAUUUAUCCACGCAGCAACCAACUACUUCUUCCAAGGGCUCAACAAAUAUCCAGGCCCCUUCUUGGCUUCCCUGACCAACUGGUGGCGCUUCUUCCUGGUCUCUGGCCAAAGAUGUGAAGCAACGCACAUCAAGCUUCAUAAUCAGCACGGCAACAUUGUUCGUCUUGGGCCAAACUGCCUCUCCUUUGCUGACCCGCAAGCGGCCAAGACGAUUUACAGCUUGAAGAACAAUCUCAACAAGAUCACAUUCUACCCCGUCCAAAUACAACUCCACCGCGGCCUUCCUCUCCCAUCCCUCUUCGGCACCUUGGACACCACUUACCACUCCACUUCGGCGGCUGGCCACACCAGCUUUUGCCAUGACAAAGCUGUACACCUGUCAGCCUGGGUCUACCGCGGAAAAACAUGCAACUUCGUCCGCUGGUUGCAGUUCUUUGCUUUCGACGUCAUCGCUGAAAUCACUUACUCCAAACGACUGGGAUUUAUUGACCGUGAAGAGGACGUGGACGGGAUCAUUGAAAGUUUGGACAAUGCGUUUGACUAUAGUGCUGUGGUGAGCCAGAUGCCGUGGCUGGACAGGUGGGUAGGGAAGCAGAAUCCUGUUAAGAGGAUGUUGAGUCGUUGGGGAUUCUGGCAGAGCAUGAGCGCUACGACGAGGUUUGCGAGGGAGAGGAUGGUUGAGAGGUUGGAGGAGGUUGAGAGGAAGCGGAGCAUGGGAGAGAAGACAAAGAACGAGGAUGUGAGUGGUAGAGAGGAAGGAGAUGACCCGGUGGGCAUGUUCCUCCAGGUUCAAAGGGAUAAUCAGCAGCAGGGCUCGGGGUUCAUGACGGAUCAUGUGGUACUCACCAUGGCGACGACGAUGGUGCUGGCGGGAAGCGAUACCACUGCUGCAUCGCUGGCUACGGUUUUUUACUACUUGUUGAGGAACAAGGAGUGUUAUCGGCGGUUGGUUGAGGAGAUUGAUGAUGCCGUGGGCAAGGGUGCUAUCUCUCUCAAAGGAAACGACGGGGUGGUUUCUUGGACGGACGCACAAAACCUACCGUACCUCGACGCUUGCAUCAAGGAGGCUUUCCGGUUACAUCCUGCCGUGGGAAUGCACCUCGAACGGGUGACACCACCUGGAGGGAUGGAGAUUUGUGGGGAGUUUGUACCGGGUGGGACGAUUGUCGGGUGCAAUUCGUGGGUAAUCCAUCGCUCAAGGGAAGUAUUCGGUGAAAAUGUGGAGGAGUAUCGACCGGAGAGAUGGUUCGUUGACGACAAUAUGGAUCAAGAGAAGGAAAAGCAGAGGGUGAGCGAGAUGAGCGCUACGUUGUUGCACUUUGGUGCUGGGACGAGGGCGUGUAUUGGGCGGAAUAUUGCCUUGUUGGAGAUGUACAAGUUCGUUCCGAGUUUUCUGAUGAGAUUUGAUAUCCAUCCGACGACUAAGAAGGAGUGGCCCUUGAAGAACAUGUGGUUCAUCAAGCCGGCCAAGUUUGAUGUCAAAAUCACGGCAAGAGGCACCCAGGGUAAUGAAGACAAGAGCCUUUGA